This is a messenger RNA of Triticum turgidum subsp. durum (durum wheat), 1968 nucleotides long. The record is from the annotation of a GenBank genome assembly. Lineage: Eukaryota; Viridiplantae; Streptophyta; Magnoliopsida; Poales; Poaceae.
AUGGACCUGGACCCCGAGGGCAUCUUCCGCGACGACAGCGACGAGGACGACGACAACCUCCAUGAGAGGGAGGCCAACAAGGAGAUGGUCGUCUACCUCAUAGACGCCUCGCCCAAGAUGUUCACCCCCGCCAACGCCGCCAAGCCAGAUGAGAAUCAGGAGACACAUUUCCAUACCAUAGUGAACUGCAUCACGCAGUCUCUGAAGACACAGAUUAUCGGGAGAUCCCGUGAUGAAGUUGCAAUAUGCUUCUUCAACACCAAAGAAAAGAAAAAUUUACAGGAGCUGGCUGGUGUAUAUGUUUACAAUGUCACAGAACGAGAGCAACUUGAUAGGCCUGAUGCAAGACUGAUUAAAGAAUUUUCUUGUGUAGAAGAUUCUUUUAUGAAUAACAUUGGAAGCCGGUAUGGAAUAACCUCUGGAUCUCGAGAGAAUACCCUGUACAAUGCUCUUUGGGUUGCACAGGCACUGCUGCGUAAAGGAUCUGUGAAGACUGUGAGUAAGAGAAUCCUCAUAUUCACCAAUGAGGAUGAUCCUUUUGGUGGUAUUACAGGAGCAGCAAAGACUGAUAUGAUCAGGACCACAAUUCAACGUGCAAAAGAUGCACAAGAUCUGGGCCUGUCUAUUGAACUUCUUCCAUUAAGUAGGCCUGAUGAGGAUUUCAACAUGUCCCUGUUUUAUGCAGACACAAACUCUUCUGGGCUGCAAUCAGGCGCCUCUCCUGAUUGGGUCAUUGAAACACGGACUAGUAGUCCUAGUCGAUUAUCACCUUACCGUCCAAAGUGGGUUCAGAUGCUGCUGCUGUUGCUGUCUUGGAUCUGCGCCUGUAGGCUGGAGGAUAUGACUGAUCAACUGAGAAAGCGAAUGAUGAAAAAGCGCAAAGUCAAAACUCUCUCAUUUGCAAUUACGAAUGAUGUUUGCAUAGAGGUGAACACAUAUGCGCUAAUCCGUCCAACUGCUCCAGGGACGAUUACGUGGCUUGACUCGAUCAGUAACCUUCCAUUAAAGACUGAAAGGUCUUUCAUAUGCAAUGACACCGGGGCCCUUCUUCAGGCUCCCCAAGAGCGCUUCCAGCUAUACAAUGAUAAAGUUGUUAAAUUUUCUGUUCGUGAAUUGUCUGAUGUGAAGAGGGUUUCAAGUCAUCAUCUUCGCCUUUUAGGGUUCAAGCCAUUGGAUUGCUUAAAAGAUUAUCAUAACUUAAGUCCGUCAACAUUUAUUUACCCCAGUGAUGAGCAAAUAUUCGGAAGCAUUCGUGUGUUCGUUGCUUUACAUAGCUCGAUGCUGCGUCUUGGACGGUUUGCACUUGCGUUUUAUGGGACCCCAACUCGCCCACGGCUUGUAGCCCUUGUUGCACAAGAAGAGGUUAUUUCUUCGAGUGGUCAAGAUGAGCCACCUGGAAUGCACAUGAUCUAUCUUCCAUACUCGGAUGAUGUUAGAUAUCCUGAAGAGGUUCAUCUGACUUCUGGGGAUGCACCUCGCGCUACAGAUGAGCAAAUAAAGAAAGCUUCGAAUCUGUUGAGACGUAUUGACCUGAAGCAUUUCUCAGUACGCCAUUUUGCUAACCCAGGAUUACAAAAACACUACGGGAUUUUGGAGGCCUUAGCUUUAGGUGAGGAUGAGAUGCCGGAUAUAAAGGAUGAGACCCUUCCAGAUGAAGAAGGCUUGGAACAGCCAGGAGUAGUUAAAGCUAUAGAAGAAUUUAAGGCUGCAGUGUUUGGUGAAAAUUAUGACCAAGAGGAAGCUGAGGCAGCAGCAGCAAAAGGUGGGGCCUCAAAGAAGAGGAAAGCAAUUGUGGAUGCAGCUUCACAGAAAAGCGCGGCUUAUGAUUGGGCAGACCUUGCAGAUAAUGGGAAGCUGAAGGACAUGACAGUGAUGGAUUUGAAGACCUACCUGACGGCGCAUGGCCUCCCGGUUUCUGGUAAGAAAGACGCCAUCAUCAGCAGGAUCUUGACUCAUCUAGGCAAGUGA